Molecule: messenger RNA, 588 nt
Organism: Pyricularia pennisetigena
Lineage: Eukaryota; Fungi; Ascomycota; Sordariomycetes; Magnaporthales; Pyriculariaceae
Exons: 2
Coding region: 1-588 (195 amino acids)
Molecular function (GO): acetyltransferase activity
Source: RefSeq, a predicted model, not a curated record
AUGGCCGCACGCACACCCGAAGGCCAGCCCAUUGACCCGGCCGAAAAUCGACGUCGUAUGGCUGCUGGCGAGCUUUACUAUGCUUUCGUUUCGGAUCUUAUCGCCGACAGGCAAAAAUGCCAGAUAGCUAGGGACAAGUAUAACGAGCUUUCCAAACAAGGCCUCUCGCGUAGGGAGCUCGUUCAGCUUCUCAACAACGCCUCGGUCAUGCGUUUCGUGGCGUCUAGACUGGGGGAAAAUGUCUAUGUGAACUCCAACAGCACAUGGAUCGAUACGUGCACCAUCACCGUCGGCGCGAGGACUCUCAUUGGCCCCAACUGUUCCUUCUACAGCGGCACUCAUCCUCUGGACCCCAGAGUCCGCAACGGCACCCGCGGGCCUGAACUCGGCAAGCCCAUAGUUAUAGAGGAGGAUUGCUGGCUUGGUGGCAACGUCACCGUCCUCGCUGGGGUUACCAUCGGCAAGGGAUCCACCGUCGGUGCAGGCAGCGUUGUCACCAAAGACGUCGCCCCUUUCUCGUGCGUCGUGGGAAACCCGGCGCGCCUACUGAAGAAGAUUGAUGUAUCGGCGGAGCCAUCUUGGUCAUAG